Molecule: messenger RNA, 590 nt
Organism: [Candida] anglica
Lineage: Eukaryota; Fungi; Ascomycota; Pichiomycetes; Serinales; Debaryomycetaceae
Source: the annotation of a GenBank genome assembly
CGAUAUAUAAUCUCCUUGUGAGUAUCAUGUCAAGUCUUAAGGAAUUCUUAGAAAAAAAGGUAAGAAUCAUAUCUACAGAUGCGAGGCUUUUUGAAGGUACUCUCCAAGGGUUUGAUAAUUCAACCAAUAUAAUCGUAUCGAAUUGUAUAGAGAGAAUCAUCUAUCCUGAAUCCGAUGAGGAGACUCAGGAAAUCCCCAUGGGUUUGUAUCUCUUACGUGGAGGGAAUAUCGUUUGCAUUGGAGAAGUUGAAGAUCCUGAUCCAGUCGAUUGGCUGACUAUCCAUGGUGAUGAUUUAAAGGGAACCAAGAACCCCCUUUAAUUUCAUCCAGUAUAAACCUCAUCUUCCAUUCAUAACCUUCCAGUAGCAAAUUCAAGAAAUUUGUGUUGUAUCAUAGAAUUAACAAAUAAUAAACAUACAAGGGAUACCCAAAAUAUAUCCGUCAAAAAGAGAGAAGCCCCAUACACAAAACAAAAGUUGAGAAUAUUAACGAGUUGGGACAUAACCAACAAAAAACAGUUAAUAUUCAUCGAUACAGUUGAUUUACUCAAUCAUCCUACUACUUCUUAUAUUCAUAAAUAAAAUACUUAU